Symbiodinium necroappetens is the source of this 301-nucleotide messenger RNA. The record is from the annotation of a GenBank genome assembly. NCBI's taxonomy places the organism in Eukaryota, Dinophyceae, Suessiales, Symbiodiniaceae.
GUGCUGAAAAAGCUGCCGCUUCUCGAGGUCAGCGAGGCCCAAAGAGAAGGUGCUUUUCGCGAAGCGCAGCUGAUGCGCAAGAUCUCCCGAAAUUGUCCUUUCAUCACUCAGUUCCACGAGGUGCUGCUAUGCAGAGGUGGCACCGUCCUUUGCCUCAUUAUGGAGUAUUGCUCUGGUGGUGACCUGCGCGGCGAAAUCUGUCGCCAGCGAGAUGAGGCUGAGGGCCAGAAGUUUGCUGAAGACCGGCUUCUUCGGUGGGCGUCUCAUAUCGCGCUUGCUCUGCGGCACUGCCACUCGAGAG